AUGAGGACGGGCCAAGAGCCACGCCUGGAGAUUCUCUGGAACGAGAAGUUCUUCCACGGGCAAAUCCUCAUGGACCGCCGUGCCGGCGACCGACUCUUCUCGCGCAUGCGGCAACUGGUGCGGGAGGAGGCGGAAGGCGGGCCGAAUGAUUUUUUCGUGAGAAUUUUCUCGGGGGCGAAACCGGACGCUCGCUGA
Messenger RNA from Effrenium voratum, 195 nucleotides. The record is from the annotation of a GenBank genome assembly. NCBI's taxonomy places the organism in Eukaryota, Dinophyceae, Suessiales, Symbiodiniaceae.